AUGCCCGGCUUCGACUUCUCUAACUACAACCGGAACCUUGCGCUCCACGCCCAGGGAGUCCCUCUCCCCAAGGCUACCAGCACAGGCACAACCAUUGUGGGAUGUAUCUAUGAUGGGGGUGUGGUGAUCGCCGCCGACACGAGAGCUACCUCCGGUCCCAUCGUGGCCGACAAGAACUGCGAGAAGCUGCAUUACAUUGCGCCCCAGAUUUGGUGCGCGGGUGCCGGUACCGCCGCCGACACCGAGUUCACGACUGCCCUCAUUUCCUCCCAGCUAGAGCUGCACGCCCUAUCGACCGGCCGCAAGCCCCGCGUCGUCACUUGCAUGACCAUGCUCAAGCAGCACCUGUUCCGCUACCAGGGUCACAUCGGCGCCUACCUCGUCGUCGCAGGGUGCGAUCCCACCGGCACCCAUCUCUUCACAGUCCAUGCCCACGGCAGCACCGAUAAGCUGCCCUACGUCACAAUGGGUUCGGGUAGCUUGGCAGCCAUGAGUGUCUUUGAGAGCCAGUGGAAGCCGGAGCUCAACGAGGAGGAGGCUAUCAAGCUGGCGAGCAACGCCAUUCUGGCAGGUGUGUGGAACGAUCUGGGAUCCGGUUCAAACGUCGACGUAGCGGUUAUUACAAAAGACAAGACCACCCUGAAGAGGAAUUACAUCACGCCCAACGAGAAGAGCGCCAAGUUGCAGAGCUACCGCUUCCCCAAGGGCACGACGGCGGUGCUCAACGAGAAGAUCAUUAAGAAGGAUGAUAUUGGGCGGUACGUUUCCGUGCAGGAGGUGCCUGUCGAGGGAGGGGAUACGAUGGAGGUAGACGCUUGA
Molecule: messenger RNA, 819 nt
Organism: Emericellopsis cladophorae
Lineage: Eukaryota; Fungi; Ascomycota; Sordariomycetes; Hypocreales; Bionectriaceae
Product: Proteasome subunit beta type-like protein
Exons: 2
Coding region: 1-819 (272 amino acids)
Cellular component (GO): proteasome core complex
Molecular function (GO): threonine-type endopeptidase activity
Source: RefSeq, a predicted model, not a curated record